AUGAGCUCCUUGAAGGUGGCGAGCAUCCCCUAUAUCACCGUCAUCGGCGGCAAUCAUCUAUUGGAAAAAGGGCGAGUUCCCCCAGGAGAGGAUAAACGCGGCUCGGCUCUUCACAACCCACUUGUCUCAGAAGAGGGAAAAGAGCAUGCUCGUCAAAUGUUAGAGCAGAUGGACGAGGAGCAAGCCCGACGCGAGCUAUAUAAUUUAGAGGAGAGUGCCAAAGAUCCGAACAGGGUCAUUGCUGGACUAAAAGCUGCGCAGCAUAACCCUCUAGUCACAGAGGAGGGUCGCCGCAUGGCUGCAAAGAAGCUACACGAUAUCGAAAGUGGCAAACCUGAAGAGUAG
Molecule: messenger RNA, 345 nt
Organism: Penicillium oxalicum
Lineage: Eukaryota; Fungi; Ascomycota; Eurotiomycetes; Eurotiales; Aspergillaceae
Product: Con-6 family protein
Exons: 3
Coding region: 1-345 (114 amino acids)
Cellular component (GO): cytoplasm
Source: RefSeq, a predicted model, not a curated record